This is a messenger RNA of Blastomyces dermatitidis ER-3, 2379 nucleotides long. RefSeq lists its product as uncharacterized. The transcript is spliced from 2 exons. Bases 1409 to 1762 code for a protein of 117 amino acids. The record is from RefSeq and is a predicted model, not a curated record. Lineage: Eukaryota; Fungi; Ascomycota; Eurotiomycetes; Onygenales; Ajellomycetaceae.
GUCUUCCGUUUUCGGCCAGAGCCGCAUCCUUGGAAAUCGCGAAGGAAUACUCCUGGAGGCUGAAGCCACGGGAACAGAAAACAAACCAAUGAUGAAUGAGGUCCUCAAGCCUGCCAGCUCAGAGCAUUCUGAUGGCUAUAUUUAUUUCUCCCAAAAAUUUCCAAGAAUACUUCCCGCUUUCCCAGCCCCACCCUAUUCUUUAUUCUGUGGUGGAGAUUAUGCUCACACCGGGCUGAAAAUACCACAGAUACAAGUAAUUGCGAUAUCUAUCUUCCAUCUAGAAACGGAUAUACUUUUCUGGCUGCUCUGCGAGCACUCUAAAAGUAGAGCGCUCAUAUGAAUCUGGAAUUCAUGUUAAUGGGCGUCGAAUUGUGGUCUCACUCUGCAUAUCAGCCUUAUUCCUCUCCCCUGGAAAGCAGAUCUCGUAUAUUUGUUGAUUCUUGACGCUUGUCUUUUGGUCUACAGGGCUAGAUGUGACCAUCACCCUAUUGAGACUUCAGCUAUCAUUGCCUCACUUUACUUUCUUGAUCCACCUCACCUGCUUUCUCCCACUUGGGAUAUUGACUUAUCUCUCCCUGUUCGAUUUCCUGUUUCUACCCCGCUUGGUUGACCCGGGAUGUUGCGUUCGCCAGGAGGAACAAAAAAGGCAAAGGGCAGAUAACAGACAAAAUAGAAUUUGUCCACUUUUAUUGUCGCUGAUAAACUCGCCGAAAUAGUUUAGCCAUUAAUAGCUGAAGACACUCUCGCGCUCACUGAUUGGGCCGCUCCCAUCCUUCUGGAACCCUUCUAGCCUCGCUUUUUAGUUUCGGAAAAUGCACAAACCAUACCUGCUUGUGUAAGGUUUUGUGGCUCUAAGACAGGGGCCUUUAUUUUUAUUUUGUAUUUUUUUUUUUAGAAUCCUUCUUGAUUUCAAUUGGUUCUUUGAUUCUUGUGUUUAGUCGGUAUUUCUGGUAUCUUGCCUUGGCAGAGGUGUCUAUCUGCUGCCCUUGUUUUGUGAUACCAACUUGACAUUUUGGAGGGUUUUUAUGAGGGUGGAGGUGGAGGGGAGGGAGUGAAAGUUGAUCCACAAUCGCGAUAUCCUAGGCUUUGAAUAAUAUAGGUGGGUUGGGAGGUGAACGGAUGCUUCUCUGCUGGAGCCACUCCUCUCCCACCCUGCUCCACCCCUCCGUUGACAGACUGAUUUUACUAUUCCACAGGGAUAAACAGUCGAUACUUCCCACUUCUAAAAUACAGCUUAGACAUGCCCUCUUUCUCGUGAACACUGAAUUACAGUGUACUUACAUCGUACAUUCCCUGCAGUACUGUACUGUGAUCCCCUAUAUGGCCCCCAAACGAGCAUUUGUGGGGAAUUAUGCUGGUUGAAAUGGGGCGAUCCAUGAUAUGAUCACGCUCCGCUCAACACACUUGGAUGGCCUCCGGUGUUGGGCAGUCAGUCACCUAUCUCCAAAGCAUAGACAGGCUAGAUAAGAUCAGGAUCAUGAACGGAACGGAAAUGGAGUCACAUCAUACUCUCGUCAAACUCAAUUCCUUUCAAUCUAUGCUCUUUUUACUUUAUCCAUGCUGGCUCUCCCAUUAUUAUUACAGAUGUGUGACCAGAAUAGUUAUCCAAACAGUACCCAUCAACCAUAGGGAUCGACUACCAACAACCCCAAGUCGCCGAUCUCUAGAUAGCCAGCAAUGGACUCAUGGAUUCUUUCUCUCCGUCAUCGCCAUCUUCGAAUCGCUCCUUGCGGCCAAGUACUUUUCAUGGGGGGCUAUUUGACUUUGUCGAUUGCUUCAGGAAAGUGAUAUCUUGGCUUGGAUGGGAAUAUCUAGAUGUCUACUUACUAGAUAUUGGGAGAACUCCGAGUUUCUAUAUAAUUACUACUGUUAGCGUUUCUCACUAGGUAUAAUGUUAUUGGUUGGAAGCAUAUCAUCAUUAUUGAGAUCUUUAUGGUAUCUGAGAUUCUUCAUAUGUCGCCUCAUCUCUUCUCGAUACUUUCUCUAAGCAAGGAUCCUCUGUUUUGGCUCCAACUAAGCUACCAACUCCAUUUCCACAAAGUCGAGUUCCGGAUGCGGACACGGACCCCAUUCAAUCAAACUUAUAUUUAUUAUAUGUCCACUAGAGAGACUAUAAGUAAUUGCGUGUUCACAGACGAAGUUAUGUUGCUAGAACCUUAAAAAAAUAAAUAAUAAAAACACACCUGUAGAACUGCCACCUUCUUCCGACGAUUCAAGAUACCUUUCCAAACCAAUAUGACAAACCCCCAGCAGGAAAGAGAAACGAGAGUACUCUGCACAACAAGCUCUCCUGAAUUUUGGUUCAUAGCCCCAUAACUCCUAGUGGUCGGUACAAACUGGGGAACUACUGUGAUAGAACUGUUCGGUGCGCACCAGUUG